AUGGAGGCACUUCAAGCUCAAGCCAAGUUCAAAGCGGACAAGGAUCUCGCCAAGAUUCCGGCUGUCCCAAACAAAAAUUACAAACGCCAUGGUACAAAGUCUUAUGUCUAUCUCCUGAAUAAGUUCAAGUUUGAGCCGACCAAACCGGGCCCCUAUGUCCAAACGCGAAGAAUGGCUCAGAGGGGACUCGCCGCCCCUGGUUUCAACGCUCCAGUCGGCGGUCGAGUCUCCAUGAAGCAGGUUCUCAUGAAGAAGGCUAAGGAUGACCAGCACGGAGAAGUCACGGCCGAGGACCAACAAUGCGACUCGAUGUAUCUCUGCGAGAUUUCCAUCGGAACACCACCGCAAAAGUUCAUGUUGGACUUUGACACAGGCUCCUCCGAUCUCUGGGUCUUUUCGACCGAGCUCAGCAGCUCCCUCCAGGGCAACCACAGCAUCUUCGACCCCACCAAGUCCUCGACGUUCAAGAAGCUCGAUGGCAAGACGUGGAAGAUCUCGUACGGCGACGGCAGCUCGGCCUCGGGCGAUUGCGGCACCGACAACCUCGUCCUCGGCGGACUGACGGUCGAGAAUCAGGUAGUCGAGCUCGCCAGGCAGCUCGCGCCGCAUUUCUCGCUGGGCACGGGCGACGGCCUUCUUGGCCUUGCUUUCAGCUCCAUCAACACAGUGCAGCGCGAGGGUAGUUUCCGAGACCCGCAGGCCACGCCCGUCGACAACAUGAUCUCGCAGCGCGGCAUCCCUAAGGACGCGGAGCUGUUCACGUCGGCCUUUUACAGCGAGCGCGACGGUGGCAAGCCACGUUCGUUUUUCACGUUCGGAUGGGUCGAUGUGGAACUCGUCGAGGCGUCCGGGGAGGAUGUUCACUGGGUGGACGUUGAUACGACGCAAGGGUUCUGGAUGUUCCCGUCGGCGUCGGCGAGCGUCAACGGCAAGGCCAUCGCGCGGGGCGGGAACACGGCUAUCGCGGACACGGGGACAACGCUGGCUCUCGUUUCGGACGAGGUCUGCGAGGCGCUGUACGACGGGAUCCCCGGCUCUAGGUAUGACGAUCAGCAGCAGGGCUAUGUGUUCCCAACAAGCACCACGACGAAAGACUUGCCCGAGUUCAAGAUCGCCGUCGGUGGCAAGGAGUUUGAGGUCCAGAAGGAGGACUUGGUAUUCGCGCCGGCCGGUGACGGGUUUUGGUACGGAGGUGUGCAGUCUAGGGGCUCCAACGCGUUCGACAUUCUGGGCGGUGCGUUCUUGAAGUCGAUUUAUGCGAUCUGGGAUCAAGGGAACACGAGGUUCGGAUGCGUGCCCAAGAUGGAGAAACCACAAAACCUGGAACCUCCGUCUUCCUGA
Molecule: messenger RNA, 1341 nt
Organism: Colletotrichum higginsianum IMI 349063
Lineage: Eukaryota; Fungi; Ascomycota; Sordariomycetes; Glomerellales; Glomerellaceae
Product: Eukaryotic aspartyl protease
Exons: 3
Coding region: 1-1341 (446 amino acids)
Biological process (GO): proteolysis
Molecular function (GO): aspartic-type endopeptidase activity
Source: RefSeq, a predicted model, not a curated record